Molecule: messenger RNA, 960 nt
Organism: Castor canadensis (American beaver)
Lineage: Eukaryota; Metazoa; Chordata; Mammalia; Rodentia; Castoridae
Product: putative olfactory receptor 7A2
Biological process (GO): G protein-coupled receptor signaling pathway
Cellular component (GO): membrane
Molecular function (GO): olfactory receptor activity
Source: RefSeq, a predicted model, not a curated record
AUGAAUGACUCAAGAAUUUCAGAAUUUCUCCUUCUGGGAAUUUCAGAAGACUCCACAUUGCAGCCUGCCCUCUUUGUAUUGUUCCUGUCCAUGUAUCUGAUCACUGUUCUUGGGAAUCUGCUCAUCAUCUUAGCUACAAUCUCAGACUUCCACUUGCACACACCUAUGUACUUCUUCCUCUGCAAUCUAUACUUUGUGAACAUCUGUUUAACCUCUACUACUGUCCCAAAGAUGCUGAUGAAUAUGCAGGCACAGAGCAAAGCUAUAACAUACAAAGGCUGCAUCACCCAAAUGUACUUUUUCAUAUUCUUUUCAGGGUUAGAGAUCUUUCUAUUGACCGUGAUGGCCUAUGACCGCUUUGUGGCCAUUUGUCACCCACUACACUACACUGUUAUCAUGAACCUCCAGCUGUGUGUGUUACUCGUUCUUGUGUCCUACAUGGUGAAUGUCCUACAUUCGAUCCUACAAAGCUUAAUGGUGUUGCAGUUGACCUUCUGUAAAGACUUGGAAAUCCCACACUUUUUCUGUGAACUUAAUCAGGUAGUCCACCAGGCCUGUUCUGACACCUUGCUUAAUGAUGUGGUGAUUUACUUGGCAGCUGUGCUAUUGGCUUUUUGUUCUCUUGCUGGUAUCUUUUAUUCUUACUCCAGGAUAGUUUCCUCUAUCCGUGCAAUCUCAUCAGAUCAGGGGAAGUAUAAAGCAUUUUCUGCCUGUUCAUCUCACCUCUCAGUGGUCUCCUUAUAUUACUGUACAAGCAUAGGUGUGUACCUCAGUUCUGCUGUGACUCAAAACUCACACUCAACAGCAGGAGUCUCGGUGAUGUAUAGUGUGGUCACCCCCAUGCUAAAUCCCUUCAUUUAUAGUCUGAGGAACAAAGACAUUAAGAGUACUCUUACAAAACUAUGUGGGACAGAAAUAAUAAAAAUACUGCUUGCCCUGAGACUGAAAAAGUGUCCAUGA